This is a messenger RNA of Eubalaena glacialis (North Atlantic right whale), 1146 nucleotides long. RefSeq names its product M-phase phosphoprotein 6 (gene MPHOSPH6). Bases 157 to 585 code for a protein of 142 amino acids. The transcript is spliced from 6 exons. NCBI's taxonomy places the organism in Eukaryota, Metazoa, Chordata, Mammalia, Artiodactyla, Balaenidae. Gene Ontology annotation, biological process: maturation of 5.8S rRNA. The record is from RefSeq and is a predicted model, not a curated record.
GGGCGCGGCGGCCGGGGUGAUCAGUAUGGCGGCCGAGCGUAAAACUAAGUUGUCCAAGAACCUGCUGCGCAUGAAGUGUACUCGAAUUCCUCUGUCUUGGUCAGCUAUUGGGGGCUGGAGGGUGAUCCUGACCAGAAGUAGAAAGUAAAGGAGUUCAUGCAAAGGGGACUGGACUCAGAAACCAAGAAACAACUAGAAGAGGAAGAAAAGAAAAUCAUUAGUGAAGAGCACUGGUACUUGGAUUUGCCCGAGCUUAAAGAGAAAGAGAGUUUCAUAAUAGAAGAGCAGAGUUUCUUGUUAUGUGAAGAUCUUCUCUAUGGAAGAAUGUCAUUCAGAGGAUUUAAUCCUGAGGUUGAGAAAUUAAUGCUUCAGAUGAAUGCUAAGAACAAAGCAGAAGAAGUUGAAGAGGAAACAGUGGAGCUCGAUGUGUCAGAUGAAGAAAUGGCUAGAAGAUAUGAGACCUUGGUGGGGACAAUUGGGAAAAAGUUUGCCAAAAAAAGAGACCGUGCCAAUUAUGAAGAAGAUGAAAAUGGAGACAUAAAACCAAUUAAAACAAAGAAGAUGUUCUUAAAGCCCCAAGAUUAAAACGGAUGCCUUAAGAUAUGGCUCAGGGUUGCCUUGUGAGAAUUAGCACGUUUUGGAACUCAUUCUGUUGGUUCCUCUAUAGUUAUUAAUGCUGUAAUGUUUAUUUGUAAAGAAAUGUAUAAUUUUGGCAACAUGCUGUUUUUGGAACAGAUGUGUGAUGGAUGUUAUACAUCCUUUGCUUAAUGGUAUUCAUCAAGAGUGGAUUUUUAACCCUUGAUCUUCAACUAUACAUAGGUACGUGGUUGCUUCCUAAAGAAUUUUUUAUCAGAUUUUUUUUAAUAUAGUUCUCCAGUCACUGACCUUGAAUUGACUCAUGUAAACUAAUACCAGGGUUUAAAUUGCCCUUAUGUUUAUAAUCAUGUCAAGUCAGUUCAUACAUAUAUUUCGGAAUCAAACAUCAUGAGAAUUUAUUAUAUGUAAAUUCAUCAAGAACAAACAUGCCUCUCCAGGCUGAAGUAUUUCCAUGCUACCAAGUCAAUGUCAGUGUGUGGAAUUAUGUUUUUUUGUUUAAAGCCUUUAAUUAAUUAAGAAAAAUAAUUGUUCUGUAAUAAAUACCUGUUU